AUUGUCUCUGGCAAGAUAUAUAGAGGUGAUUGAGACAAGUAUCCUACCUUCGCCACCAACAAUCUCAACAACAACUGACAUUCCAACCCUUCGUCUGAUCGCAAGCUCAACCCAACACGAUGGUCUCCGAACGUGCAGUCCGAAUUUCUCACACCAUCAUCUUCAUCCUCACCCUCUUGGCGGCUAUCGUCGUAGUCGCCAUCAGUGGAUCUCUGGUCGGAAGAUACAAUAACGAUGGAUACCCAAGGUUCCACACCGGUGCCUACGAGGCUAGGAUCAGGAUUAUAUUGGUAGCAGGUGUAUGGACGACGGCCUUUGCAUUGAUUCUUCUCAUCGGAUUCCAGAUGCUUGGCAACCACAGAGCAUUCGGUAUUCUCGCCCACCUCAUCCCUAUGGUCAUUGGCUUCAUCCUCUUCAUUAUCGGAUCAUCCUCUCUUACGGCUUUGACGCGAUUCAUCACUUGUGGAGAGGGUGAGGGCAAAUUCGACCACUGCAACAUUGUCAAGGGACUGGUGAUUAUAAGUUGGAUCGAUACGAUCUUCGUGUUCAUCUCCAUCAUCUUCGUCUUGGUCAUGGGACUCAUCGCGCACCGAGGAUAUGGCAUGCACAAGGCCACUUUGUACGCCGAGUAGAGCCAGUCAUCAGUCUGUAGCACACAUCACGACAGACUCUCGCUGGCGUCGUCUGUACCCUACCCUCCAUAUACAGUUGCAAUUUCCCUCUCACGGGCGGAAACAUCGCUCACUCCAAGAUAUUCAAUACUACAGUAUAAUUUUGACAAGACAUGAUGGUCCCUAUACAAGCCUCAUAAUAUGUAUGCAUGACGAUCAUACUAUGACCAAAUGGUUGCACACUGCUUCUCACUUGGAGCAUUGGGCAGUAGCACCGACUGGUCAAUGAAAGUCCACGUCAUGCCAAGUUUUUGAUUCCGUUAGCCGGUCCAACCCACUGAGACCUAGCUCUCCUCCUUCCUCGUGCAUGU
This is a messenger RNA of Kockovaella imperatae, 982 nucleotides long. RefSeq lists its product as hypothetical. The record is from RefSeq and is a predicted model, not a curated record. Bases 120 to 632 code for a protein of 170 amino acids. The transcript is spliced from 4 exons. NCBI's taxonomy places the organism in Eukaryota, Fungi, Basidiomycota, Tremellomycetes, Tremellales, Cuniculitremaceae.